UUGCUCGGCUUCAUCAAGCAGGUGUCUUUCUCAGGGGGACUUUUUACGCACGGGAGGUGGUGAGGAGAGGGAAUUUGAAGAGCUUAGGGUGUUCAUUUCUCUCUUUACCUCCUUAUCAAGGUGGGCAUUUUUUGCCUGCAAACAUGGUGUCCAAACUAACAUCUUUGCAGCAGGAGCUUUUAUCCGCCCUGUUAGACUCCGGAGUUACCAAAGAUGUUUUGAUCCAGGCGCUGGACGACAUGGAGCCGAGCCCGGCCAGUUAUGGAGUUAAACUGGAGAACCUUCACAUGUCCCCGUCGGCGGGUAAAACAAACGGCAGCGACGUGGAGGCCAAGCCGAUCUUUCAUACUUUGACCAAUGGGCACAGUAAAGGGAAAUUGUCGGGGGACGAAUGCUCUGAAGACGGAGAUGAUUACGACACGCCGCCUAUCCUGAAGGAGCUGCAGUCUCUAAACACGGAGGAAGCGGCGGAGCAGCGCGCAGAGGUGGACCGCAUGUUGGCUGAGGACCCAUGGAGAGCCGCGCGCAUGAUCAAGGGCUACAUGCAGCAGCACAACAUUCCCCAGCGCGAAGUGGUCGACGUCACCGGUCUCAACCAAUCACAUCUCUCUCAGCACCUGAACAAGGGCACACCCAUGAAGACGCAGAAGCGCGCGGCUCUGUACACCUGGUACGUCAGGAAGCAGCGCGAGAUUCUGCGACAAUUCAACCAAGCAUCACAAGGGUCUGGCAGUAGCAUGACAGACAAAGUCAGUCAGGAUCAAGUGCUCCUUCUUUUCCCUGAGUUCACUCAGCCUGGACCGGGCAUGGGGCAGCCUGGAGAGGAUGCUGGCACUGAACCUGCCCUCAAGAAACUCAGACGCAACCGCUUCAAGUGGGGGCCUGCAUCCCAGCAGAUCCUCUACCAGGCCUAUGAACGUCAGAAGAACCCAAGUAAAGAAGAGCGGGAAACUCUGGUUGAUGAAUGCAAUCGGGCAGAGUGUCUCCAGAGAGGUGUGUCGCCAUCUAAAGCCCAAGGGCUUGGUACCAAUUUAGUCACGGAGGUGCGUGUUUACAACUGGUUUGCUAAUCGGCGCAAAGAAGAAGCCUUCAGACAGAAGCUGGCUAUGGAUGCCUAUGGAGGGCAAAGCAUCAACCCGCUCCUCACACACAGCUCGCCACACCAUUCCCAGGCCAGCACCUCUCCCCCCAGCAAGAUGCAAGCUAUAAGGUACAACCAUGGUCCCAGUGAUGUCAGCUCUUCCAGCACUAUCAAUCACCACAGCAUGACGAGCAGCCAGUCUGUAUUGCAGCAAGUCUCUCCCGGAGCACUGGACCCAAGCCAUGGCCUGUUGUCACCUGACGCCAAGAUGAUCUCGGUAUCAGGUGGAGGUCUUCCACCAGUUAGCACCUUGACUAACAUCCACAGUUCCCACCAUGCUCACCAGCAAACACAGAACCUCAUUAUGCCCAUCUCUGGAGUAAUGGCCAUUGCACAGGGUCUGAGCUCAUCGCAGGCACAGACAGUGCCAGUUAUCAACAGUGUGGCAGGAAGCCUGGCCACCCUGCAGCCUGUGCAGUUCUCACAGCAGCUGCAUAACUCUCACCAACAGAGCCUCAUGCAACAGUCUCACAGCCACAUGAGCCAACAGCCCUUCAUGGCCACAGUUACACACUCACAUAUGUAUCCACACAAGCAGGAGCCACCGCAGUAUUCACACCCGUCACGCUUUCCAUCCGCCAUGGUAGUAACAGACAACAACAGCCUCAGCAGCCUCAGCUCAAUGUCCUCCACCAAACAGGAUGCUCCUGUAAACAAGAUGGUGCAACUGGGGGGUCUCAACUGGUGUCCUCUGCAAGCCUGGUGAGCAUAUCCACCUGACUUCCUCAAUGCCUAGCAACAGGAGCACAUUUCUUCGGCUCUCUCCCUGCUGUAUCUGUGGCAACUCCUAAUCACUGGCAGCAGUGCACUGGAAGAUGAGCUGGUCACUAAUGUAGGGACUGAAAAAAGAGGCGAGCAAUCAGAAAGGAGACUCUGAGCGGCUUGGUCUAAUUGUACCACGGAAAGAUGGGAGGAUUACCUGGAAAUUACUACAUCUGACCAGUUUCCAAGCUAGUCUUUUAUAACAGUGUUUUGCUUCCAAACACCAAAAUAAAAAGAGGAUGAUUCUUAUAUCUUUUAGGAACAAAUGGAAAUGGUGUUAAACUGACAUGAUUUUGUAGUCUCACAUGGUUACCAAAUGCUAAAGGAUAACAAUUGCUCCAUUUCUGACCUUUUAAUGGACUUUAAGAGGCUUCUUCUCAUCCAAUCUCAGUCAGCAGUGAGCUCACCUAGACAUAGAUGUUGUGUAAUCAGUUUUUGACAAAUGACAAUCAGCUUAUAUUAUUUUCAACAUGUGUCAAGUCUUUUUGGGUAGAACAUUACAGACUGAAUGUGUUGGAUUUUCCUGCAUUUACAUUGCAGUGGGUCUUCCAUUUGUGCGGUUAAUAUGACAAUAUGAAUAGUCACUGUUCUGUACAGCUGUAAAUAUGAAUGAUAUGAAUUAUGAAUGAUAUGAAUUAUAAGUCUUGAACCAUGUACAUAUUUCAGGUCCAUAUCUUUUUUUUUUUCAACAAACUGUGAUUUAGAAGUGACAAUCUUUAGAACAGAAAGGACUAUGCAAUAUACUGAAUAGCACAAACAAAAAAAAUAGUGGGAUUAGCCCCUUAUCUGCAGUUUUAAAACACUUACACCAGCAAAACUACAGGACAAAAGCCUGUCAAAGUCAAGCUGCAGAUAUUGCACAAGGUAUUUUCCCCUUUUUCCUUUAUGGCGUUUGGGAAUGCCAUGAAAAUACCAUGAAAAUGAGACGUAACAUAAUGCUAUUAUUCUGUUUUAACAUUAUUCUGUUAUAAAUAAUAAUAAUGGUAUUACAGGCAGGUUAUUAAGAGCCUGUUGCUGUGUAUUAGAUGGAUAGUCACUGAGAGGCUUAUAACUGUGAGUAAGAUGGUUGUCUGUCAUCAGGCCAUAGUCACUAGGACAAACAGUAUUACCCACUUAUGCACCUCAGAAGUACACAAUACAUCAUGUAAUAACUCAUGAAGUCAAACACUAGACAUCACAUGCAUUAAAUUUAUUUGUGGACCGCUAGACGUGGAAAAAGGAAGAAUGUGAUUUUGUUGGUUUGCUUUACUCUUUUAACUCCUGUUGUUCUUACUUUCCAAAAGGUCAUUUUAAAGUCAUUUGCAACACAAAUAAUUCGAUUUUCCCAGUCAUGUAUUAUUUUUGUAUAAAAUGAAAAUCAAACUUUUAAAAUCAUUAUUUAUACUGUGAGAAAAAAAAUGAUGUCUCAAGUAAAGGCUCUUUCUAAGACCA
This is a messenger RNA of Tachysurus vachellii, 3334 nucleotides long. It is a transcript of the gene hnf1ba, whose product is annotated as HNF1 homeobox Ba. Lineage: Eukaryota; Metazoa; Chordata; Actinopteri; Siluriformes; Bagridae. The transcript is spliced from 10 exons. Gene Ontology annotation, biological process: insulin secretion; liver development; positive regulation of DNA-templated transcription. The record is from RefSeq and is a predicted model, not a curated record. Gene Ontology annotation, cellular component: nucleus. Bases 144 to 1847 code for a protein of 567 amino acids. Gene Ontology annotation, molecular function: DNA-binding transcription factor activity, RNA polymerase II-specific; RNA polymerase II cis-regulatory region sequence-specific DNA binding.